This is a messenger RNA of Epinephelus lanceolatus (giant grouper), 668 nucleotides long. NCBI's taxonomy places the organism in Eukaryota, Metazoa, Chordata, Actinopteri, Perciformes, Serranidae. The record is from RefSeq and is a predicted model, not a curated record.
UGUAACGUGCGCAGCAGAUGGUCCGCGUAACGUCCCUGCUCCGCUGACAUCCACUUCCUCCUCCAGGCUGAUGUUUCAUGUCAGAGCCGUGCCAGCCCUGACACGGGCCGGGGCGGACACCUCCUUUAAACGUCUACUCUGCAGCCGAAGACUCCGCUCCACCGUCACAUCGACCCUGGCGACCCAGACAGAGCCGCGGGAGGAUGUCAGCAGCCGCGGCGGGGCUCGACAUGACUCGGCGCACUCGGAGUUCCCAGGACAGCCGGGGAGCGGAGGGAGAGACAGCACCACCAACACCACCUCCACCGCUGCUGCUAAUGAGAUCUCCGUAGACUUUGACCAGACGCAGGAGGCUUAUAAGAGCAAAGACUCAUUAGAGCUGCUCAGAAGUUUGGUGGUUUUCAAACUCUGCUCCUAUGACCUCCUGGUUGAUAAGAAUAAAGAGAUAAUGGAUCUAGGUCAGAAGAUCCUGGGCCGGAGAACCUUCGACCAGUUCAUGAAGAUGACAUUUUAUGGCCAGUUUGUCGCCGGUGAGGACCACAAGGACAUCAAGCCGCUGAUCCAGAAGAAUCAGGCCUUCGGUGUCGGCUCUGUCCUGGACUACAGCGUGGAGGAAGACAUCAGCCAAGAGGAGGCCGAGCAGAAAGAGAUGGAGUAUGAGAGUAGCG